GAAAAUUUGAGUUUGCAGAAAUUCAAGCCGCGUGCUCGGGAGGCAAAGAUGCAGCUGCAUAGUGCAUAGUGUCACCGUGGGAACCGGAGGCUCAAGGGGUGGACAUUAGAGGACAACAGAGACAGAGGGAGACCAGGAGAGCGCACUAGAACCAGCGCGUACUUUGGGGGGUUUACAUUUCUUACUUUACCUCAUUGCUAUCGGUUGGUAAAUGAAGAGGCAGUGCUGCGAGAAGAUUACACAUUGACUGGAAAUCAUGGAGAGUAAAGGCAGCCGUUGCAAAAUCGUGGUGGUCGGAGACACGCAGUGUGGUAAAACAGCACUUUUACAUGUUUUCGCUAAGGACUGCUACCCUGAGAAUUACGUUCCCACGGUCUUCGAGAAUUACACAGCCAGUUUUGAAAUCGAUAAACAGAGGAUUGAGCUGAACAUGUGGGACACGUCAGGUUCCUCAUACUACGACAACGUGCGGCCGCUGGCCUACCCCGACUCAGAUGCUGUGCUCAUCUGCUUCGACAUCAGCCGCCCAGAGACCCUGGACAGUGUGCUCAAGAAGUGGCAGGGGGAGACCCAGGAGUUCUGCCCAAAUGCCAAGGUGGUGCUGGUGGGCUGCAAGCUGGAUAUGCGGACAGAUGUGAACACGCUGAGGGAGCUGUCCAAACAGAGGCUAAUCCCCGUCACUCACGAGCAGGGCAGCACACUGGCCCGGCAGAUGGGCGCGGUGGCCUACACGGAGUGCACCUCCAAGGCGUCGGAGAACAGCGUGCGGGACGUGUUCCACAUCACCACGCUGGCGUCGGUCAACCGCAUACACCGGCCCCAGCUGAAGCGUAGCGACUCCCGCCGCGGCCUGAAGAGGGUCUCCCAGCUACCCGGCCGGACCGAGCACCUGGACAGCGCGCCCACCAUGAGAAAGGACCGUGCCAAGAGCUGCGUGCUCAUGUAG
Messenger RNA from Megalops cyprinoides (Indo-Pacific tarpon), 946 nucleotides. RefSeq names its product Rho family GTPase 2 (gene rnd2). Gene Ontology annotation, molecular function: GTP binding; GTPase activity. The coding region runs from base 257 to 946 and encodes 229 amino acids. The transcript is spliced from 5 exons. Gene Ontology annotation, biological process: small GTPase-mediated signal transduction. Lineage: Eukaryota; Metazoa; Chordata; Actinopteri; Elopiformes; Megalopidae. The record is from RefSeq and is a predicted model, not a curated record.